AUGGCCAACGAGAGGAUAAGGUGGUGCUUCAACCCACCGGCAGCACCCCACUUUGGCGGACUCUGGGAGGCGGCGGUGAAGUCCUUCAAACAUCACCUCAGGAGAGUGCUAGGAAAAUCGACCCUCACCUAUGAGGAGAUGAGCACUCUCCUCGCGCAAAUCGAGGCUUGUCUCAAUUCCAGGCCGCUGCAGGCGAUGUCCGACGAUCCAGACGACUUGGCGGCAUUGACUCCGGGGCACCUCCUCGUGGGAUCAGCGUUCAACGCCAUCCCAGAGGCCAGCUUCCUGGACGUGCCGAUCGGCCGCCUCUCACGCUGGCAACUGCUCCAGAGGAUGCGCAACCACUUUUGGAACAGGUGGUCGCAGUAA
Messenger RNA from Formica exsecta, 369 nucleotides. RefSeq lists its product as uncharacterized. Gene Ontology annotation, molecular function: nucleic acid binding. NCBI's taxonomy places the organism in Eukaryota, Metazoa, Arthropoda, Insecta, Hymenoptera, Formicidae. Bases 1 to 369 code for a protein of 122 amino acids. The transcript has a single exon. The record is from RefSeq and is a predicted model, not a curated record.